This is a messenger RNA of Aethina tumida (small hive beetle), 1695 nucleotides long. It is a transcript of the gene PIG-M, whose product is annotated as GPI mannosyltransferase 1. Gene Ontology annotation, cellular component: glycosylphosphatidylinositol-mannosyltransferase I complex; membrane. Lineage: Eukaryota; Metazoa; Arthropoda; Insecta; Coleoptera; Nitidulidae. Bases 142 to 1602 code for a protein of 486 amino acids. Gene Ontology annotation, molecular function: alpha-1,4-mannosyltransferase activity; GPI mannosyltransferase activity. Gene Ontology annotation, biological process: GPI anchor biosynthetic process. The record is from RefSeq and is a predicted model, not a curated record. The transcript has a single exon.
CUCAAUGUGUUUUGAAAAGAGACAAUGUUGCUUUAAAUGACUGUGUUGAGGAAUUUAAGAAUUUUAGAAGUUGCUUACAAAAAACUGCUUCCAACUUAAAAACUAGAAUUUAGUAAAUAAUUUUAAGUCGGAUUGUUAAAAAUGAGUGCAAUUCAAAAAUUUGUAAAUAUUAAUUACAAAAUUCAUAUAAUUUUGUCCUUAGUACUUAGAUUUAUAUUAAUAGGUUAUGGCAUUUAUCAUGAUCAAAAUUCUAGUGUUAAGUAUACUGACGUUGAUUAUAAGGUCUUCACGGAUGCGUCCAGGCACAUCUUGAAUAACAGAUCACCCUACAACCGCCAUACAUAUAGGUACUCACCAAUAUUAGCUGGCCUGUUAAUACCAAACAUUAUUCUACAUCCAUGCUUUGGGAAAGUUUUAUUUUGCAUAAUUGAUAUUAUUGUUGGUUUACUUAUACGAAAAAUUGUCAAACACAAUUUACAUGAGUAUGACUUGUAUGUAAAGAAAACUCAACCAAGCAACAGUAAUCAGAAAAAGUUGAAGUACAAGAACAAAAAUCGUCAGAAAAAUGUGGAGGUCAUCGAUCGAACCUCUAACAUAAGCAUGUUGUGCUGGCUGUAUAAUCCAAUGACUAUAGCAAUUGGUACUAGAGGAAAUUGCGAUUCGCUGGCAGGGUUUUUUGUAUUACUCACCCUAUAUUUUUUGCAAUGUAAGGGACAAGUUUUUGCAGCUGGCUUGAUUCAUGGUCUUUCAAUACAUUUUAGAGUUUAUCCUAUUAUAUAUAGUCUUACAAUGUAUAUGGCUUUGAGCAAGUUUUCAUUUUAUACAACUGAAGACAGGAGACUGAAAAGGAAUUCAAAACUGCCAGCUAUUGAUAACAAAGGACAAUCAAUUAAUGAACAGUCCGUAGGUAAUAAACUCAGCAAUUCAUUAGCUGCAUAUAAUCAUAACGAACGUAAAACAAUUUUUAAAAAGGAAUAUUUGUUAUAUCUAGUACCUAACUGGAAUCAAUUGAAAUUGGUAGCUGGCUGUAUUUUAUCUUUAACAUUCUUAACUGGAACGUUUUAUUUAAUUUAUGGUUACAAAUUUUUGUAUGAAGCAUAUAUCUUUCAUUUUACUAGACAGGACACAAGACAUAAUUUUUCCUUGUACUUCUAUUUGCUUUAUUUGACGGCCUGGGUGAAAAAUGUCGGAAUUUGGCAGAAAGUGUUAAUAGUUUUUCCACAAUUGUUGCUUUUGAUUGUGUUUUCUUUCCGUUACGGGUUAAAUAAAUUUUCUUUAAAUUUUGGAAUUUUGGUUCAGACUAUCGUGAUGGUGAUCUAUAAUACGGUUUUAACAUCACAAUAUUUUGUUUGGGUGAUGGCUAUACUGCCACUUUGCUUAUGGCAAAUCAAAAUUUCUGUUAAAAGUGCCAUAUUGUUGUUAGUCGUGUGGUUUAUUGCGCAAGGGGCCUGGUUAUUGCCGGCUUAUUAUUUGGAAUUUCAGGGCCAAAACACAUUCAUCCUCAUUUGGAUUCAAAGUGUUUCACUAUUCUGCGCUAAUAUUGCCAUACUUGGUAGAAUGAUAAUGUAUUUUAUGCCUGUAGAAAAACCUAAGUCAGAAUAAAAUAGGUUCAUUUGUAGUUUAGGUUGUAGUAUUGUAUUAGAUUUUGCAGUUUGUAAUAUAUAAUUAUUAUUAAUAAAAAUGUAAACAAAAAUG